AUGAAUCUUCCCAAGCUGCACGUCUCCGCUCGCGUCUCGGCAGAUAUGAACAAGAACUGUGUGUGUGUGUGUGUGUGUGUGUGUGUGUGUAACGAUGCCAUGCAGCAGCGCAUUAGCAAUCUCCAUCGCGAGCUGGCCUUUGCAAGCCGUACUCAGAAGCAGCAAGGCCGCACGACCAACAAGCUUGUCCAAUUGCUCGUGCAGUGCCGCGAGCGUCUGGGGUCCGAUGAUGAAGAAUUGCGCGACCAAGUGGACAAGGCCUUGCGAGCUUCCAUCAGUGGCAAGGAGGUCGUAUGGCCUGACCAGGAAGUCCAUGAGCCGCAUUCACCAGAGCUAGUGCCCGCAGCAGCUGCGCCAAGCUCGCUCACUUUUGGCACACCGGAUCAACUGCACACCCCACGUUCAGCGCGCUCCAAGGGUCGCACUCCGAUGCGUUCCGUUUUGCGCAGCUCGACCAAAGCAAAGCUGUUCACACCAUUGGUUCAACACGAGCCUUUUACGGCCAUGCCUGCCGCGGCCGUGGCGGAGGAGUUUCAAGACGCUCAGCAGAUGUCCUUCACACCACCUGGCACCUAUAAUGUGGGGCGACGUGCGGUUGCGCGCCUGAAACGAGGAAAUGAUGAGGAUGCUAUCAGCGAGAACAUCCGUCCCAUGCCCGGCAGCUUGGUCAUGGAUGAAGAAGACACUGGCGAGCCAGCCAGCAAGCUUGCCAAGGCCGACGUGCUGGACAAAAGCAGCUCGUGCACGUCAAGCAAGACACCGUCCUCGUCGUCCCGAGGCAGCGCAUUGUCACGUGCCGGCUCCAAGCGUACCUCGCUGCGUUCCAGUACUCGAGGCUCCACCCGCAAAUCGUACCGUGACAUGACCAGUGCAGCCAAGAGGGGCCUGCGCUCUGAAAAGCCUCUCGGCGUCAUCAACGGCAACAACAAUGCCUCUGCGGCCGACAAAAUGCCUAGGUACAUGCGACCCACGCUGGCCACGCGUUCGCGAUCUCAGAGCAACCUGGCACAGCAGUAA
This is a messenger RNA of Monosiga brevicollis MX1, 1017 nucleotides long. RefSeq lists its product as uncharacterized. The transcript has 6 exons. Lineage: Eukaryota; Choanoflagellata; Craspedida; Salpingoecidae. The record is from RefSeq and is a predicted model, not a curated record. The coding region runs from base 1 to 1017 and encodes 338 amino acids.